Merops nubicus (carmine bee-eater) is the source of this 568-nucleotide messenger RNA. Its product is annotated as homeobox protein Nkx-2.6-like. Gene Ontology annotation, cellular component: nucleus. Gene Ontology annotation, molecular function: RNA polymerase II cis-regulatory region sequence-specific DNA binding; DNA-binding transcription factor activity, RNA polymerase II-specific. The transcript has a single exon. The record is from RefSeq and is a predicted model, not a curated record. Gene Ontology annotation, biological process: cell differentiation; regulation of transcription by RNA polymerase II. Lineage: Eukaryota; Metazoa; Chordata; Aves; Coraciiformes; Meropidae. The annotation marks the transcript as partial.
GAAAACCUUUGCCCACCCACCCCUUCGAGGUGGCCGAGAAAAAACCCGACCCCUGCCCCCCUCCCAGGCACCGACAGCGGAGAAAACCCCGGGUUUUAUUCUCCCAGGCUCAAGUGUUUGAACUGGAGAGGAGGUUCAAGCAGCAGAAAUACCUCUCUGCCCCGGAACGGGAGCAUCUGGCCAGCCUGCUCAAGCUCACCUCCACCCAGGUGAAAAUCUGGUUCCAGAACCGCAGGUACAAGUGCAAGAGGCAAAGACAGGACAAAUCCCUGGAGCUGGCUGCCCACCCGCUGCCCCCGCGCAGGGUGGCGGUGCCCGUGCUGGUCAGGGAUGGCAAACCCUGCCUGGGGGGCUCCCAGCCUUACCCCGCCCCCUACGGCAUCGCUGCCAGCCCCUACUCCUACAGCUCCUACUACAGUGCCUAUAGCAGCACCCCCUACGCGGCCAGCUACGGAGGGGGCUACGCCGGGGUGCCCCCCAGUGCCACCCCCACCCUGAACGUCAGCUUGGGCACCACCAGAGCUGCUCAGCACCAGCCUUCCUGCUUGCAAGCAGGGAUCAGGGCUUG